Molecule: messenger RNA, 2649 nt
Organism: Stylophora pistillata
Lineage: Eukaryota; Metazoa; Cnidaria; Anthozoa; Scleractinia; Pocilloporidae
Biological process (GO): cell surface receptor signaling pathway; G protein-coupled receptor signaling pathway
Cellular component (GO): plasma membrane
Molecular function (GO): G protein-coupled receptor activity
Source: RefSeq, a predicted model, not a curated record
UUCCUCUUAACUUUUUUUAUUUAGAAUUUAUAUGGUCUGCCCUUUUUCAACGCUAUUGUCUUUAUCUACCUCAGGCAAAAAAAUAUUUCUCGGAACUAGGUGGAAUAGAAAUUAGUGGAAUCAGCUCCUUGAUGGCGGCUAUAAGGCUUUUUGAAGACUUCAUCACCAGUAUUCAAACCAUCCCAAAACCUCUUAGCAAAGAAGAGAUAGAUAUGAUAAGAAAAUCCACUUUCGGGGUGGCAGCCGCCUUGGAGGAAUUUGCUCUUAAUUAUGGCAAGUACCAACUGAUUGGAAAGAACUCUUCAGUGAAGAUAGAUAACCACACACUAGUGCUGGCAAUACAAAAAGUGUACCGCCAAAAUGCUAGUGACUUUUACCAUGGGGAACAGGAAAUACAAAGGAGCAUAAGUUUAUCCUCUGCAAAUUUUGUAAACAACGUGUCAGUGGUUGUUAGGAUCCUUUACAAAGAUCUUCAUGGGGUACUAUUUACAGAUCGACCCUUCAUAAUCAAAACAGGCAACACAAGGUACUUGAACUCUGAGAUCAAGGCCGUAGCUAUGGAUCCAAAACCAGAAAAAUCGCAGGAGAAUGUCAUCUUAAAGUUUAGAAACCUGAAUGUCCAUGAAGGAGAGAGGAAUUGUAUGUUCUGGAAUGGCUCAAACGAAAGUUCAGGUGGAUUUUCAGAGAGAGGAUGCUAUAUAGUUGCAUCUGAAAGCAACUCAGAAGAAACAGUUUGCAGCUGCGAUCACCUGACUCAUUUUGCUGUCUUAGUUGACUACAAUGGCAGCCCAGGGCUCACAGCGGAGGACGAAACCAUUCUGGAAAUUGUCACAUACGUGGGAUUAAGCCUUUCUCUACUCGGGAUACUUUUGACGAUUAUUCUAUAUUCCUUCCUCACAGACAUAUGGCAGCCUCUUUCUCAAAUACGUUUAAGUCUUUCUGUGGCACUCGGAGCUGGACAAAUAACAUUUCUCGCUGGUGUAAACGGCACAGGAAAUACGGCUUCCUGUAUCACAGCAGCAGUUUUUCUGCAGUAUUUCCUGAUGGCCGCCUUCUGUUGGAUGUUGGUCGAGGGAAUUUAUUUCUACCUGCUUCUUGUGAAAGUUUACAACGUCAACACCAAGAUGCAUUUGUAUCACGUCAUAUCAUGGGGUAUGCCAGUAAUCAUGGUGGUCAUUUCACUAAGCAUAGCGUCUGGAAGAGAUGUAAUUCAGAGUUUUACAAGUGAAAAAUAUUGCUGGCUGUCCUCGACUAACAACCUGAUCUGGAUCUUUGUGACAUUUGUGGCUUUCAUUGAAGUUCUCAACAUUUUGAUACUCGUCCGAGUUAUGAAGGAGAUGAGCACAUUAAUCCAACCAACGGGAGAAGAAAAUCAUAUGCAGCAGAUACGACUUGGCAUGAAAACAUGUGCGGUGAUGAUUCCACUGCUGGGUGUCACGUGGGUCUUUGGUCUUUUCUUACCAUUACACAAAGCUUUCGCUUACAUUUUCACUAUCUUCAACUCUACUCAGGGUGUCCUGAUUUUUGUACUUCAUUGUCUGCGAAACAGCCAGAUUAGAGAACGCUUGAAGAGAAAGAUGAACAUCAUUUGUUCUUCUGCUACAGACCAUGGAAACUCUGUGAAGAAGAGCUCACAAGUUAAUCCAAGUGCUGUCGGCAAUGUUUGGGUAGUAGAAAGGCAUUCCUUCAAAAAAUAGCAUUAUAUCAUACUUCAGUUAUUCAAUUUGACCGACAUCCACCCAUAAACAAUGAAAACUCCUCAAGGAAAAGCUCACAGGUUGACGCAAGUGAUGUUGGUGACGUGUGGGCAGUUGAAUAGUAGUCUAAAAAUUAGUUUGAACUGAAGAAAAGCGCAGCCUGAAUUCUUUGAUUAAAAAGACCGAUAAUGAAAUUUGAUAGUUUAAAACGAGCAAUUAGGCCACCGUGACGGUAGUUGAUCAAUAACAAUUGUUCAGUUUCGACCUGUCGGUAAAGCUAGGUGGUUCCGAUCACGUCAUUGGCUAAUAGAAAUCUGAUAUUUGAUGCAAGAAGUCUUCCUAAUUAUUGAUCUCUAGCCUUCCAAGUAUUAAAAAGUCCUCAAUGCAAUGUUUAAUCUUUUAGCUAGGAGCUAGUCCCAGGGAACUUUUUUUUUUUUUCCUAUACAUAUAAAAGGUUAGUAAUUAUAGAAUCAUCGUAUGUAAUCAGGGAAAGUAUGUAUCAGCUGCAAGCCAAUGUAAUUAGUUGAUAGAGAGGUUGCCUGUCAUUGUAUUGUUAGAUUUGAAAGCAGUCCGUCCUUGAAACAAUGGCUUUUUAUUCUUUUAAUGAUUACCCCCUUCGAGGGAUACAUGAAUUACAUUCGAGCACCACUUUUUGAACAUUAAUCCCCAUUUCACUAUCUUUCCUUUACGCCACCACUUAGUAAUAUUUCAUAAUGACAUUAUCUCGAACCACAUUAUGGGUAUACAGGGUAACUCUAAGCUACCUGUAAUAGUGCAACAAUCAGAUUGUACUUUCUUAAUAGCAAUGGUGAAAGUCGAGUUUUACAAUCAUAUUUAGUAAAGGAAUGAGUUGAUAUGAACAUAAAUAAAUAAAUUACUCGGUGAUUAAUAUUAAGUAAAUGAAUCACAUGCUCCAGUAGUUUGUUACAUUUAUUCAAACUUAUAUCCGUCG